AUGGCUGCACUCGGCGUAGCCCGCGUCCAGCUCCUGGCGGGCCCCCGCGCCCCCCGCAGCAAACUCAGCACCAGGAUAUGCGCUGCGAAAGAGACGCGGUCUUUCCGCGAGGGCGACGAAGAGGCAGUGGUGACCAAGCCCACCACCACAGAGAACGCGCCCCUCUACGCUGACGAGGCCAAGGUUGCGGCCGCUCGCAAGAAGGACAACAUGUCGAAGGAGAUGAAGGCGCGGCUCAGGAAGGAGUACGUGGGCUUUGGCGGCGCGGAGAACUCGGCCAUGUCCAACAACUACUUCCUGUGGAUUGCCAUUAUCAUAUCCGUGCUGGCAGUGAUGAGCAAGAUGAUUGGCGCGAUUUAA
Molecule: messenger RNA, 360 nt
Organism: Monoraphidium neglectum
Lineage: Eukaryota; Viridiplantae; Chlorophyta; Chlorophyceae; Sphaeropleales; Selenastraceae
Product: low CO2 inducible protein
Exons: 3
Coding region: 1-360 (119 amino acids)
Source: RefSeq, a predicted model, not a curated record